This is a messenger RNA of Nannospalax galili (Upper Galilee mountains blind mole rat), 2503 nucleotides long. RefSeq names its product zinc finger protein 641 (gene Znf641). Gene Ontology annotation, molecular function: DNA-binding transcription repressor activity, RNA polymerase II-specific. Gene Ontology annotation, cellular component: nucleoplasm. The record is from RefSeq and is a predicted model, not a curated record. Lineage: Eukaryota; Metazoa; Chordata; Mammalia; Rodentia; Spalacidae. Gene Ontology annotation, biological process: negative regulation of transcription by RNA polymerase II.
GAGAUGGAAGUGAACAUGAGGGGGAUAUCCCUGAACUAGAAGCAGAACCUCCCAGAGUGUUAUCCAGUGUGUCUGAAGAUACUGUCCUCUGGAACCCAGGGCAGGGUGAGCACUGGGAGGCCAUGCCCAGGAGCUCCCGAGGAGCACUUGUAGGCCCAUCUUUUCUUCGGGAAGAUAGAUUCUCAAACCUGUGUAGCACAGAGACGGAUUCCCUCUUAAGACCCCACACAUGCCCUCAGUGUGGGAAACAGUUUGUAUGGGGCUCCCACCUUGCCAGGCAUCAGCAAACACACACUGGAGAGAGGCCCUACAGCUGCCUCAAGUGUGAGAAAAGCUUUGGGCGAAGACAUCACCUGAUCAGACACCAGAAAACCCAUUUACAUGACAAGCCCAGCAGGUGUUCUGAGUGUGGCAAGAAUUUUCGGUGCAACUCCCAUCUGGUCAGCCACCAGAGGGUGCAUGCAGAAGGCAAGUCCUGCAAGGGCCAAGAGGUUGGAGAGAGCCCUGGGGCCCGGAGGCGGCAGCAGCGUACCUCACCGGCGCCAAAGUGCCACAUGUGCACUGAAUGUGGGAAGAGCUUUGGCCGAAGGCACCACCUAGUGAGACACUGGCUGACCCACACCGGGGAAAAGCCCUUCCACUGCCCUCGCUGUGAGAAGAGCUUUGGCCGCAAACACCACCUGGAUAGGCACCUGCUGACCCACCAGGGGCAAAGUCCUGGGAGUGGCUGGGACAGGGGGACAUCUGUCUUUUGAAAUCGUUUCUGCUGUACCUGUGGUCAAGUCUAUCUGCGGUGCUACCAGUAACCACUGCCAGAGCUGCCUCUCUCCUGCACCCCAGUGGCAAGAAUCCUGAGCCUUGACCCCACCCCCAGAGAGCUAGCAGGCCAGCCCUGGCCAGAGCGUUUCUCGCCAGUUCUGUGAGGUAACACCUGAAAACAGUUCUUUGGGUGAAAUUCUGGGAAAAAAAUCAUACUGUGGGGGUGGCUGUUUGGCCUGAGCCCAUUCUCAAGGGCACAGCGGAAUCAGCAGUUAAAGCUGAGGUCCAUUCUCAUUGGUUAGUGUCUGGGCCAUACCGAUUUCUAAAUACUUUGUGUAUCAUCCUUGUCAACUAAUUCUCUCCAGAGAGAGAAAGUGAAAAGGGCCAUUUCCAUAUAUUAAAGGCUCUGAAAACUUCUGUAGUUAACUGUCACAUGUCUAUUAAUGCAGUAUUUCCUAAAUUUAUUUGAUCUCAGUAGCCUAUAUCAUAUCACACAGAACUGGUGACUUCAUGAAGUAGACUGUGGUGGACACUGGGUUAAAAAGGCAAUGAGGAAACAGGAAAUAGUGAUCGGGCACCCAGAGUCCCCAUUUUUAUCUGUAUGAAAGUAGUGGCAGGCCAGACGCUCCUGUGUGGGCCUGUCACCCCCUCCCCAUUGUUGCGCAUAGGUCUGCACCUCUCCUACCUGCUGAAAAAUGCCAUGAGUGACUUUUCAUUCGCUAUUCCACUCCGUCCUGCACACAUAAUAUCCAGCUGAGAGCUCAGGUUACAAAGCUAAAAGAUAGACCUUACACCUCCAAGCAAUCCAGGCCCGCACAGAAGAAAAACCUAUCCCCUCAAACAGACCCUUCUCUUGACUGUGUCUUUAUGUGUCUGUGUAUAUGUGUGCAGGGUAUUUGAAAGGAGCAUGCUCAGUGCAAACUGUACAAGCUAGGAAUUGUGUUCUGGGGAUAAAGGUAGUGGGGAUUGUAUAGGUCUUUUUGUUUGUUUUGUUUGAAGAUAAGUAACCUGAGUGAUAAAGGGAGCCCCUGUGGUAUGGUUCAGUGAUGGGUUAAGCUGUAGUCAAAGUUGUACUUGGUAUCACUGAGAUUGUGGAUUUGUAUAUCUGAGUCUGGAUCUCUGAGUUGCAAAUGAUUUUUACCUGAGAGACAGAAGUCAGUGUUUCUUGUUGGUUUCAGGGAAGGUGCUCACAGAUUGGUGCCAGGUGAGGGGUUUUGUCUUGUCUUGUUUUAGGUGCUGGAAAGUUAGGACAGGGAUCGCAGUGUUUGUGUUUGACUUUGAUAGCCUCAUCAGUGGAGAAGAGUUAUACUUGAACAUCUCAUUCUCCCAGAAACAAAAUUUAGGGGAAAAGGCUGUGGCUUAGUUUUUCAGCUGAUGCAGGGUAAUGAGUUUCUGACUGAUUUUCCUCCCAACUUUGGGAAGCUGUUCACAUCCAAAACCCUUUUACCGCUAAGAUGACCCACCUGGGGUUCGUGUAGGUACUCUAGCAUCUGUUGGUUCAGAAGUUGGUCAUUGUUUCUCUCUUUGGCGACUGUUAAUACCAUUCUUAGAACUUAAAAAAAGUUAAAUUUUAUUUUUAAGAAUAGUUUUGAGUUAGGGAAGAAAAGAAUCAAAAAAACAUGAAAGUGGGAUGUUUUCAAUGCUUACAUUCUGGUUUUCCCUCAAUGCAUUUCUCAAACACAGUUGGUGGAAUUGGCCAGAGAAGCAGGAGGAAAUGAUUUGCAAAAAGCUGGUUAAUAACUGA